Passer montanus (Eurasian tree sparrow) is the source of this 929-nucleotide messenger RNA. RefSeq names its product transmembrane protein 218 (gene TMEM218). Lineage: Eukaryota; Metazoa; Chordata; Aves; Passeriformes; Passeridae. The transcript is spliced from 4 exons. Bases 18 to 434 code for a protein of 138 amino acids. The record is from RefSeq and is a predicted model, not a curated record.
CGGCGGCGCGGGGCGGCAUGGCGGGCGCGCUGGGCGUGGGGCCGGGCGUGCUGGCGCUGCUGCUGCUCUGGGCCAUGGCGCUGCUGCUCGUGACGGCGCUGGGCCGCGCCGGCCGCGCCCGGCUCGGCGCGGUGCCCGUGGUGCUCGGAGCCGCCGCGCUGACGGCCGCGCUGCUGCUGUUCCCCCGGGAGAGCGAGAGCCCGGCCCCCGCCGGCGCCGAGGAGGGAAUCAGGGCUGGAGGUUUGUGGCUGGGGAGAACUGCUUCAGGGCUUGACUGCUGCCUCUUCCCUGUGCUCAGAGCUGUGCUGCUCCACAUUAACAUUCCCAGCAGCUUUUGCAGGGAUUCUUGUUCUCCUUUGUCGCCCACUGUGCAUCCCAGGGAUGAAAGGUUGUGGACACCUUCCUCAUUGGCCGCUUCAUCCUCCUGGCUGUGAUGAGCCUGGUGUUCCUCGGGUGCCUGUUCCUGUUCCUGGUUUACCACCUCAUGGAGCCUGUGUAUGCCAAGCCGCUCCACAGCAGCUAGAGACAGCAAUCCUGCAAAGAGGACAUCCUGAUUGCAUGGGAGUAAACCAGAAGAGACACCAGGAGGCUGCUCUGGAGGUGACCUUGGUGUUCUGAAAGAGCCAGCGAAGCAAGUGAAGCCUUUGCUUUGUCUUAAAAAGCAAAGUUUGGUCUGAGCAUGAGCUCCUUCCUCCCCAGGGGUUCAAGCCUCUGCAGCUGCAAAGGUGUGAAUAUCUGAAUGCUGCUCUCAUUUAUAGAGAGCUGAGAUCCAGCACUUGGUGCUGCUCCUCAUUCAGUGCCCUGAACUGAGCUGAGAUGGUUUGUUAUUGUUACCCACAAGAGAUGGGUAGAGCAAACAAACAAACAAGUAACAAACAAGAGCAGUUUGCUACUGCUCCUUUUUCACUGUGGUUUAAUAAAACUCUUUG